This is a messenger RNA of Cricetulus griseus (Chinese hamster), 2373 nucleotides long. The record is from RefSeq and is a predicted model, not a curated record. Lineage: Eukaryota; Metazoa; Chordata; Mammalia; Rodentia; Cricetidae.
AUGUUCCUCAUAGGUAUAUUUUGGAUGACUGUACUUAUCUCUCAGAUCAAAGAAAAAGUGAUUGUUGGAGUAGAGGGUCAAGAACUGGUUCGUCCUAAAAAGCUUCCCCUUAUACAGAAGAGGGAUCUUGAACACAUCCAUGACUCUGAUACACCGGAAACAUAUGAAGAAGAAGUGUUGUAUGAAAUAAAAUUGGGAAGAAAAGCAUUAAUCCUUCACCUUCUGAAAUCAAGGGAAUUUCUCACCUCAAAUUACAGUGAGACAUACUACAAUGUAAAGGGAGAGAUGAUCACCAGACAGCCACAGAUCUCGGAUCACUGUUUUUACCAAGGUUCUAUCAUACAUGAAUUUGAUUCUGCUGCUAGUAUCAGUACUUGUAACGGUCUGAGUGGCUUCUUCAGAGUGAAUGAGCAACGGUAUCUCAUUGAACCGGUAAAAUACUCGGAUGAAGGAGAGCAUAUGCUGUUCAAAUACAAUGUUAAGGCACCAUAUGCUACUAAUUAUUCCUGUGCGGGGCUCAAUUUUACCAAGAAGUUUUCUCUGUUGGAUGCUAAGAAUAUAAAAGAGCACAAAGUGGAAGGAGUCCAUAAAGAAAAAUUCAUUGAACUGUUCAUUGUUGCUGAUGAUUAUGUGUACCACAGGAAUAGUAAACCUCAAACCAAGCUAAGGAAACGAAUUUGGGGAAUGGUUAAUUUUGUCAACAUGAUUUAUAAAACCUUGAACAUUCAUGUGGCAUUGGCUGGCCUUGAAAUAUGGUCUUCUGGAGACAAGGUAGAAAUAUCAUCAAAUCUAGAAACUGCCUUAUUGCGUUUUUCAACUUGGCAAGAAACGGUUCUUAAAAAAAGGAAGGAUUUUGACCAUGUGAUUUUACUGAGUGGGAAGUGGCUCUACACACCUAUGCAAGGAAUUGCUUACCCAGGGGGGAUGUGUCAGACCCUUCGUUCAUGCAGCAUUGUUAAGGAUCUUCUACCAGAUGUGAAUAUAAUCGGGAACAGAAUCGCACAUCAAUUGGGGCAUAGCCUGGGCAUGCAACAUGAUGAGUUUCCAUGCACCUGCCCUGUGGGAAAAUGUGUGAUGGGUGGUAGUGGAAGCAUCCCCGCAAUAAAAUUCAGUAAAUGCAGCCAGACCCAAUACCAGCAAUAUUUGAAGGAUCAGAAACCAGCAUGCAUACUAAACAAUCCACUUCCUGCUGAUUUUAAUGAGUUUCCGUUUUGUGGGAACAAGAAGGUAGAUGAAGGAGAAGAGUGCGACUGUGGAACAGUUCAGGAAUGCACCAGUCCUUGCUGUGAUGCACGCAAAUGUGUCCUGAAGCCAGGCUACACUUGUGUGGAAGGAGAAUGCUGCGAAUCAUGUCAGAUUAAGAAAGAAGGGGCCAUAUGCAGACUAGCAAAAAAUGAAUGUGAUUUUCCUGAAGUGUGUACUGGCCACUCCCCUGAGUGUCCUAAGGACCAGUUCCAGACCAACGGGUUUCCUUGCAAGAAUGGGAAAGGCUACUGUUUUAUGGGGCAGUGUCCCAUUCUGGAUGAUCAGUGUUCAGAGUUGUUGAGUAAUGGUGCACAGGAGAGUCACAGUCUUUGCUACAAGAUGAAUAAAAAAGGAAACAGAUUUGGAUACUGCAAAAAAAAGGGAAACACAUUUGCUCCCUGUGAAGAGAUUGAUCUCAAAUGUGGGAAGAUAUUCUGUACUGGAGGGCAGCGUUCAACUCUCCUUGGAGAGGAUAAGACAUAUAACCUUAAGAAUCCCAAACAGAAUGUGACCAUCAAAUGCAAAACCACGGUUUUAUACCACAAUUCUAGAGACAUUGGCCUGGUUACUUCUGGAACAAAAUGUGGAGAGGGAAUGGUUUGUAGCAAUGGUGAAUGUGUACAAAUGGAAAAGGCCUACAAUUCAACCAGCUGCUCCUCCCAGUGUAAUGAAAAUGAUAUGGAUGACCAAGGACAUGAAUGCCAGUGUGAGGAUGAGUCAAUAAUAACUGACUGGGGAGAAGCUUUAAACCUUACCAGUGUCUCUGUCAUGGCCAUUGUGCUUAUCAUGGUCAUUAUUGGUGUUGGACUCGUCUUAUUAUUAGUUCGUUACCAGAAAUGCAUCAAGAUGAAGCAAGUUCAAAACUCUCCUAGAGAAAUGCAUGGAGUGGAGAAUAAAGCAUACUUCCCUGAUGAGCACCAUACAAGGAGUGAACCAAUCCUGACAGAUAUCCAUCCCCUACAUAGUACAGCAGAGACCCUGGAAAGCCUUCCAUCCAGCUUUUCAAGUCCUCACUACAUCACACUGAAAUCUAUCAGCAAGGACUCAAGAGGAAUUGCAGAUCCCAAGCAAAGUGAUAAUGUGAACUUGAAACUGGAUAUCCAAAACGGCUGUGCAAGACUGGGAUGA